Molecule: messenger RNA, 264 nt
Organism: Staurois parvus
Lineage: Eukaryota; Metazoa; Chordata; Amphibia; Anura; Ranidae
Source: the annotation of a GenBank genome assembly
AAACACUGGACACCACUGGGGGGAAGAAAAAUUCACCCACUUAGACUGCUUUCAGGAGAAAUGACAUCCAGUAGGCCAGUGCCGUUAUCUUUAAAUAUCUCCAGUGCAGGGGCGGACUGAUCAUAUGGAAACUCAGGCACUGCCCGAGGGCCCGGGGUCAGUAGGGGGCCCCAUGAGAUUCUCCUGGUAUUUUUUUCAUAAGCUUUUUUGAGUUUGGGCAAGGACACAGAGGCCCCAUGAUCUCCUAUUGCCCGGGGGCCCCAU